Messenger RNA from Brassica oleracea var. oleracea, 636 nucleotides. RefSeq lists its product as uncharacterized. The record is from RefSeq and is a predicted model, not a curated record. The transcript has 4 exons. Lineage: Eukaryota; Viridiplantae; Streptophyta; Magnoliopsida; Brassicales; Brassicaceae. The coding region runs from base 31 to 456 and encodes 141 amino acids.
GGGAAUGGGAUCAGCGCAUGGAUCAACAAUAUGAUGUACUCGAACCUCAGCAAGGGAUAUCCGACUUUCACUCACUUCCCUGCCGAGGACCAGGAGAUGUGGUUUUGUCAGUUUGCGCAAGAGUUCACCUGGAAUCCCGAUCACACGAACUUUAUCCGUGACGCCUUCGUCCAUAAAGUUAUGGACAACUAUGGGAAGCAGAUCUACGAGUGGAAGCAGAAGUGGCUCAUCAACCAGGUCCCGAAGUCGAUCAACAACACGGUCUGGGAGAAGUUGUGUGUGCAUUGGGAUAAGGACGAGACGAAAGCUACCUCCGUGACCAACUCCGCGAACCGUAAGAGCGAUCGUGGCGGGAAUGGCAUAUACAAGCACAAUUUGGGUGCCCAGACUAUUGCCACUCUUGGGGAUCGUUUGCGGAUAAAAAUGAUGGCGAGCCGGUUGAUGAUUUCGUCCUAAUGAAGACGGCGCAUACCAACAAGCACACCGGGGAGAUUGAUGACGGUGUUGUGAGUGAUGUGCUCAGCCUGAUCGAAACUCAGAAGGAAGACGAAGAGACCCGUCUAUCUCAGCUUCAAACCGACCUGGACGCCACUUCGACGGCUUCGACCAACUUGUCCCGGAUUCGAAUCAACGAAA